GAAGACUCUCUUCCCUACUAAAUGUAGUCAUCCAUAGGAGCGAACAGAAUCAGUCUGAAUGUAGAGAAUUCAUUUUAAGUGAGUGGCUUCAAAUUGUAUGGCUUUUCUUCCAUCACCUCCAAUGGCCGUGGCGUUUUGCGUUAAGCUCGUUGUUCUGUUGGGGCUGCUGCUCGGACAGGCUCAGUCAGCGCGGUUAUACACUGAGGAGGAUCCAGUGGUUAUACUGAGCAGCGACAGCCUGAAGCAGACCGUGUUGAACUCCUCCAGCGCCUGGCUGCUUCAGUUCUACUCGUCGUGGUGCGGACACUGUAUCCAGUACUCGCCUACAUGGAAAGCGCUGGCCGGGGACGUGAAGGACUGGGCACAGGCCAUUCAGAUAGGAGUUCUGGAUUGUGCUCAUGAGAAGAACUUCGACAUCUGUAAGGAGUUUGGAAUCCACUUCUACCCCACCUUCAGGUAUUUUAAGGCACAUGAUACCACAAAUGAUUUUGGGAAGACGUAUCGUGGGGCUGACAGAGAGCUUCAGACAGUGAGGCAGUUGAUGGUGAACUUUGUACAAAACCACACAAAACAUGACUGGCCUGUGGGCUGCCCUCCCCUCGACCCCGCCAGGUCUGAGGAGAUUCUGUCCUUAAUGGGGAAGAAAACGGAGUUCUAUACUGCAGUUAUAGUUGAGGAUGAAGACUCUUAUAUUGGAAGAGAGGUAAUUUUGGACCUAAUGCCAUAUGAGGGUUUGGCAGUGAAGAGAGCUCUGAGCUCAGACAAACUUCUAAUGGAGAAACUAGGGAUAAGCUCAGUUCCCUCAGCAUACCUCUUCUAUCCCAACAGCACACACACUGUCAUGAAUGUUCAGAAGAGGCUACGCUUUUUCUUCUCCUCCUUCCUAAAACUCCUCCCUGGAGUACACCGGAAACAGUCCGCCUCGUCCCUGCAGCGUCCUCAGCCUGGGAAUAAUGGACAGGGAACCCAGGUGGAGUGGAAAGAGUUUGAAAAGUCUAAGGUAUACAUGGCAGAUCUGGAAUCUGGCUUGCAUUAUCUACUGAGGGUAGAACUGGCCACCCACAAGACCUUAGAAGGAGAAGAACUAAAAACUUUCAAGGACUUUGUAACAGUUGUCGCCAAGUUAUUUCCAGGUCAUCAAUCUGUAGUGAAACUUCUCGAGACAUUGCUAGAAUGGCUAGUCAGUUUACCUUUGGAGAAGAUCCCCUAUGAUGCUAUCCUGGACUUAGUUAACAACAAGAUGAGGAUCUCAGGGCUGUACUUGAGUGAGCAAGUGCAGUGGGUUGGAUGCCAGGGUAGCAGUGUGGCACUAAGAGGAUAUCCCUGCUCCCUCUGGACUCUCUUUCACGUUCUGACUGUGCAAGCUGCCAACCGACCCGAUGCUCUAGCCAACACUGGGUUUGAGGAUGAUCCCUUGGCAGUGCUUCAAACCAUGCGUCGCUACAUUGGGACCUUCUUUGGUUGCCGGGAGUGUGGGAAGCAUUUUGAGGAGAUGGCUCAGGAGUCUCUGAACCAGGUCAAGUCUGUAGAUGAUGCAGUUCUGUGGCUAUGGAGAAAACACAACCAGGUUAAUGCAAGACUGUCGGGUUCAAUGAGCGAGGACCCCAUGUUUCCUAAGACUCAGUGGCCAACUCCUGAUCUCUGUCCCACAUGCCAUGAGGAGCAAGAAGGCCUUCAUGUCUGGAAUGAACAGAUGGUGCUCACUUUCCUCAGACAACACUAUGGUGCCUCAAACAUCUCUCCAAAAUACUCCAGCAACAGCCAACCAGAACCAGGCCCUCCUGCUCCUGACAAACCCAAAGCCAUAACCAAACCUAACAGCAACCUUCACCUCAACCAGAACCUAAAGCCAUCUCCUGACAGCGCUCCUAAACAUCAGAAGAGGAGUGACACCAAUGAUGCAGGACAGAAGCACACCGGCAUCCAGAUAGAAGCCAGGCCAGGGAUGACGUUCCUGGGCCUGGGAUUCUCCAGCGUGGACAUGAGUCUCUGCGUGCUCCUCUAUGCCCUCUCCUGCGUCUUCCUCAUGUUCAUGUUUUUCUUCUUCCGUUUUCGUUCAAAGAGAUGGAAAACCAGAAACUACCGGCCUUACGUAUAGCAGCGGAAUACUGCGAUGGAAAACUCUGGAUAAGGUGAAUGUAAAAUAUGAAUCCCCUGCCAAGUGUUGAAGGAGACUUUUAAUUUAUUGAAUUACUUUUAUUUGUUUUGAUCUUGUUGUUGUUGAUGUUUUUUUUUUUUUUUUAAUGUUUUGUAAUGAAGAACUUGUCUAAUGAAUGAUGAAAGUUAAACUCGUGUACCAGGCCUAGCUGUGUGAACAAGCACCUGUUAGCGAGGAUUUCUCAACCCUAAACAGAGAGGAUGAUUUAACAGGAGAAGCUAUUUUACUAGCAAAAGUAACAACCUAGGUCAAAGUAUAUUUUUAUGAAUAUUCUACAUUAUUUAUAGAGAUUUUUAUUAAAAUAAUAUAUCCUAAGUUUCUCACAGGGUAUAUAUCAUUCUCUAUGAAAGUCACUCUGUCCCCAUAUUUCUGUUUGAUGGUCCAAAAAUCACUUGGGAAUAUGAUUUAUUCUGUCGCUCAAGGUCGCUAGCCGAGAAGCCAGUGACACUAAACACUGCCUGUCAAUGACCAGAUGUGGAAAAACCCUCGGUUUUAUCUGCAUGUGAAGUCACGAAAAGCGCUACACUUAAUUUUAAGCUUUAUUUCUUUCUUUUUAUUUUUAUUUUUACCUUUUAAAUCUUGUCAAAAUGCUUCAUAAUUGGUUGUAUUGAUGCAACUCGGCAGUAAGGGAUUUAUUAAUCUCUUUCAAAAAAUAAAAAUGUGUCAAAUUUUUAGACUCUUUGGUACUACGUUAUACAGAGCACAUUUAGUGAGUAAACCUUUAUUGAUAAGCCCAUUUUUUUGUAGAUUACAGAGGCUCUUUUGAAUUGGAAUUUAUUUAA
Molecule: messenger RNA, 2940 nt
Organism: Cyprinus carpio (common carp)
Lineage: Eukaryota; Metazoa; Chordata; Actinopteri; Cypriniformes; Cyprinidae
Product: sulfhydryl oxidase 2
Biological process (GO): protein folding
Cellular component (GO): Golgi membrane
Molecular function (GO): flavin-dependent sulfhydryl oxidase activity; protein disulfide isomerase activity
Source: RefSeq, a predicted model, not a curated record